AUGAGAGUUUUAAUCGUUCUUUCUGCCUUAACCGGCUUGAGUCAAGCUCUUGUCGUCGCCCCACGACAAGCUGUCAGUCCUUCGGAAUUUGCUGUCACAUCGACCACCCUCAGUACAUUCACAAACACCAUUACCACUGCCUAUCCGGUUAUCACUACAGCGACGACCUGUAAUGUAGAUAGUGUAAUCCCAAAAGGCACUUGCUCGGCCGGCGCAGUUUGGUCCUUGACCGGAGGCAAUUAUUAUUCUCAGCAAUGCGGCGCAUCACUCGUUGGUGGAAGCGUUAUUCGUGCCUAUGUCGAACCUGUUGGGGCUGCGGCCACUUCAAUCUGUGUAUCCUUCUGCAAUGCUCUCAACAAUCUGAAAACAUCUGCCAGUUCAUGUAACGGAAUUGUGUUCACCACUAUUGGUGCCAUCAAUGAAUGUUUCUUGAAAAAUGGACCAGUUACUCAAGCACCAGCUGCUUCAAGCGUUUUCAACAUUGUGCAAUAUACAUCCAAUCCUUGUGUUGUCACGAGCACUGCGUUACAAACAGACAUUUCUUACGAGACAAUUACGUCUACGAUUGAAGUCGUUUAUACUUCGACUGUAACUCCAUCUGCCAGUACUUCAGUCGUCACCAUUCCUUCAACACAAACAACCACCAGUACGAGUACUUCAGAAAUCCCUUCAGUCGCGGCAACCACCAGUACUUCAGAGAUUCCUUCAGCCGCUGCCAGUAGUUCCGUCGUCAUCAUUUCCUCGACCGACGCGACCGUCAGUACUUCCGAAAUCCCCUCCGCGGUAUCCACAACUUUAAUCCCCAUCCUCAAUACAACCAUAAUUACUUCCCAAACCUCCGCACCAACCACAACCCUAAUCCCCACCAUCUCCUCAACCAAUACAACCAAUAUAACCACCAGUACUUCCGAAAUCCUCUCCACACCAACCACAACCACAACCUUAACCCCCACCCUCUCUCCAACCAACACAACCAUAAUAACUUCCCAAACCCUCUCCUCCGCAGCCCCAACCAUAGUCUACACCAACUCCUCCAUAUCUAUCUCCACAAUUACUUCCCAACCCCUCUCCUCCGCAGUCCCAACCUUAAUAUUCACCAACUCCUCCAUCCCCAUCUCCACAACCACUACUUCCGCCGCCGCCGCAUCUUCUAGUACUGCUGGCGAUGACGAUAAUGACGAUGAUGACGAUGAUGAUGUCUGUUAUUACGACGACGAGGAAGAUGAGGAAGAGGAUGAUUAUUAG
This is a messenger RNA of Botrytis deweyae, 1245 nucleotides long. RefSeq lists its product as uncharacterized. The coding region runs from base 1 to 1245 and encodes 414 amino acids. The record is from RefSeq and is a predicted model, not a curated record. NCBI's taxonomy places the organism in Eukaryota, Fungi, Ascomycota, Leotiomycetes, Helotiales, Sclerotiniaceae. The transcript has a single exon.